Molecule: messenger RNA, 3086 nt
Organism: Rosa rugosa (rugosa rose)
Lineage: Eukaryota; Viridiplantae; Streptophyta; Magnoliopsida; Rosales; Rosaceae
Product: ferrochelatase-1, chloroplastic/mitochondrial-like
Exons: 14
Coding region: 994-2457 (487 amino acids)
Biological process (GO): heme biosynthetic process
Molecular function (GO): protoporphyrin ferrochelatase activity
Source: RefSeq, a predicted model, not a curated record
CGAACCUCCCUUUCUCUGAAACUGUACACGUAGUCGUUCUCUUUCAGAAGAAAAAGGAAGCACCAUAUUAAUUAGGAAUAGAGGAGCCAGUAACUAACUAUUAGUACUUGGUCCAGUGUCCAACUACGUACUACAGGAAGUUGUUGAAGAAUUUACUAUAUAAUAAGCCAGCACCAAUUCUUGGAUAUCUUCUUCUACAGCCGUAUGUAUAAGCGAGAUUGAUCUGUGAAUUUGGAUUCCUCUAAUUUCAGGAUGAAGGUAAUGGAUUGUAAACAAAAGACGGCUCAGUCGACAUUAAGGGAAAGCCUGUUUAAAAGCAAAAUACUGGAAAGUAGAGACCUUGCCCUUUCAUUCUAGGAUUGCCACUAACCUUUACCCGAGGAGAUUGAGACAAUAGUAUAUAUGUGUACUGGUUUUUAUAAUACUUCAGGGAAAAAAAAAACAUAAACCCACAGCAAUUGUGCGGGCGAGUUGCCUAGUUAUUAUACUAUAUAUAAAGAAGUAACUGUUAUCACUGUUCAUUCAGUUGUAUGAUCACGAUUGAGAGAGUGGAGCCGCAGAGACCCGUUUAGCUUCGUUUUCCACAGCAAUCGCCGCCGUCAAGCUCCAGACUUAAGUUGGGCCUUGAAAGUUGCAUAUAUUGAAGAAGUUGGGAAGACCAGGUUUUUUAAACUCCUGGAGGCAGAGGUUUGGGAGUUUAAGGAUUUUGCUAACCAACUCCAGCAUCUUCCGCAGCUGCAACUGAAACAAUCACCUUUUGAACAACUGGAGCACUUACUAUUUUGAACAACCUCCAGCAGCAACUUUUGCUAGAUUAACUUAUAACCCUUUUGUAGAGCUAGCAUUUUUGCACCAGCUCCAGUUGAAUGGACUUCAACUAAAAGCAAAGGGCGGGUAAGUUUUCUAGUAAUCUUUGUAUAAAAGUUGUUGAAGAAGACUCGAGGUGUUCAUUUCACGCUUCUGAUUCCAAACGAAACCAGACACCAAAACGCCAUGGACGCCGCUGUUUCAUGCCCCGGUGUCCUUCCCCAAAUGAAGCUCUCCAGCUCCGGCCUCUCCCGCUCUGAUCAUAAAUUCCAGAUUGGUAGGUCUUACGCGAGGUCAAUUGAAGUUCUCUCUUGCAAUAAAGGAUUGCAAAUUGUUCCGAAAAAGCUCGAAUUCUUGUGUUCUGCUGCAUCGAGAGAUGAUGAGAGGAAUGAAAUGGUGUUUGGGGCAUCACAUUGGGAGAAGAAAAGCCCUGUUGGGGAGACAUUGUGUGUUGCUGCGGGUGUAUGCACUUAUGGUGGGACUGCUGUGGAGUCUCAUCACUCCCACACUGUGGAAGAGAAGGUUGGAGUGCUGCUCCUGAAUCUUGGAGGACCCGAGACGCUUGAUGAUGUUCAACCGUUUCUGUUUAAUCUAUUUGCUGAUCCGGAUAUCAUACGUUUACCAAGGGUGUUUCGGUUUCUUCAGAAGCCACUGGCGAAAUUGAUUUCUGUGCUUCGAGCUCCUAAGAGCAAGGAAGGGUAUGCUUCUAUAGGAGGUGGUUCACCCUUGCGUAAGAUGACAGAUGAGCAGGCAAAUGCACUGAAAAUGGCUUUGGAAUCGAAGGACAUGCCGGUGAAUGUCUAUGUGGGAAUGCGGUACUGGUUCCCGUUCACUGAGGAAGCAGUUCAUCAAAUUAAGAGGGACAGAAUAACCAGGCUAGUUGUCCUGCCUCUAUAUCCUCAAUUCUCUAUCUCUACAACUGGAUCAAGCGUUCGUGUGCUCCAGAAGAUUUUCAGGAACGAUCCAUAUUUAUCAAGGUUGCCUGUUUCAGUUAUAAACUCAUGGUAUCAACGUGAAGGUUAUAUUAAGUCAAUGGCUGACUUGAUCUCAAAAGAGCUAGAGAGUUUUUCUGAGCCUGCACAGGUCAUGAUAUUCUUCAGUGCCCACGGGGUACCACUAAGUUAUGUGAAGGACUCUGGAGAUCCAUACAAAGAUCAAAUGGAGGAGUGUAUCUUCUUAAUAAUGAAAGAGUUGAAAGCUAGAGGAAUCAAUAAUGAACAUACUCUUGCCUACCAGAGCCGAGUUGGUCCUGUACAAUGGUUGAAGCCAUACACUGAUGAAGUUCUUGUUGAGCUUGGCCAGAAAGGAGUAAAAAGUCUCCUAGCUGUUCCAGUCAGCUUUGUGAGUGAGCACAUAGAAACUCUUGAAGAGAUAGAUAUGGAGUACAAGGAAUUGGCCCUCGAAUCCGGCAUUGAGAAUUGGGGCCGAGUCCCUGCCCUCGGCCUUACCCCUUCAUUUAUAACAGAUCUGGCAGAUGCAGUUAUAGAGGCUCUACCACUGGCAGCAGCCACUUCAACCCCAAAGAUUACCUCAGCAGUUGAUCACGACCCUAUGACAUGGGUUAUCAAAAUGUUCUUUGGUUCAUUUCUAGCAUUCUUUUUGUUCUUUUCGCCAAAAAUGCUAAUGGCAUUCAGGAACCACCUGAUUUGAGGGAAUAUUGCAAUGGUUUACUACCACGUCAUUGAAGCUGCUCCUACGGAUUACAGUACACUAAAGAACACUGCUUCCUUUUUCAGUUGACCGGUUGACCUUCAUACACGGUACAAGAUUGCAGUUAUAGAGAGAGAAGUUUUGUAUUUAGGCCUUCUUUCGGAAAUGUGUUUUUUUUUUUUUUUUUUUUUUUUUUCCUUUUUCAAAUAAUUUUAAACUGAUUUUAGUAGGGACGGUGCUUGACAAUAUUGAGCCUGGUUUUGUGGAAAUUAGCUUCUUUCGCUGAGUCUCCGAAAAUCAUACGUGUAUACAGUCCUUGCCAUAUCUAUAUAAUUUUCUAUAGAUGUGUAAUUGGCAUUUCAUGAUGCAGGAAACUUUUAUUGUUGCGAAUGUGAUUGUUAUUGUAGGAGCUACGCGCAUCACAUUGCAGUCUUUUUCCUUUUAUUGUUGUGAAUGUUAAUGUAGUUUCAGCGCAUUUUGGUUAGAGCUUUUGUGUUUUAAGUUAAGCUUUUGUUCCAUAGAAGCCGAAGAGACUUUGUGUAUAAAUGUAACUUUUUUUUUUGUGUAUAAAUGUAACUUGUACAUUCAUUUGUAAAUUAAGUUUUAUUCGAUUUUCCUUCUGUUUUAUA